Messenger RNA from Passer domesticus (house sparrow), 1190 nucleotides. Its product is annotated as claudin-4-like. Gene Ontology annotation, molecular function: structural molecule activity. NCBI's taxonomy places the organism in Eukaryota, Metazoa, Chordata, Aves, Passeriformes, Passeridae. The record is from RefSeq and is a predicted model, not a curated record. Bases 561 to 1190 code for a protein of 209 amino acids. Gene Ontology annotation, cellular component: bicellular tight junction; plasma membrane. Gene Ontology annotation, biological process: cell adhesion; bicellular tight junction assembly. The transcript has a single exon.
AGCCGCUUGUGUCCUGCUGGGCAAGGAGCCCAGCAGCCGGAGGGAACAAUGUGCUCCUCCCCUGGCAUGAGGCCAUGGGGGGCCAGAGGCUGGGCUGAUGCUGGAGCAGUCACUAUGAGCUGGAGGGAAGUUGAGGCAUGAAGGUGUGAAGGGACCCCCUCCAAGUGAUGGAGCAGAAGGUUCAGGCAGGGAUGGCAGAGAUAUCCUGGUGUCUGGGCACCAGCUCUUGCCCUUUAGCAUCCCGGGCUGAGUCCCAGCGCUGCCCUGGGCAUGUCCCGCCUACCCACAGCAAUGGGAUGCACUCCUGCACCUGGGUGGCCUGAUCCCAGUCCCCUGUGUCCUCCUCCGUGGGAGCAACCGGGAUAUUAAGUGUCGUUGCUGCAGGGAGAAAUACAAGUGGAAGAAUCCCGGGAAACAGGUUCUACCCCUCCGUCCGGUGCCGGCGGCAGGCCGGCGGCUGCGGCGGCGCUCCUCCCUCGGCAAAGGCAUAUAAUGCCUGCCAUGGUCCCAGCAGCCGGCACUGCGCGGCAGGAGGCGGGCAGGGAAGCAGGCAGUGAGCGAUGGCCUCCAUGGGCAUGCAGGUGCUGGGCAUCGCCCUCUCCGUCAUCGGCUGGUUGGCCUCCAUCCUCUGCUGCGCGCUGCCCAUGUGGCGGGAGACAGCCUUCGUCGGCAACAACAUCGUGGUGGCGCAGAUCGUCUGGGAAGGGCUGUGGAUGAGCUGCGUGGUGCAGAGCACGGGGCAGAUGCAGUGCAAGGUCUAUGACUCGCUGCUGGCCCUGCCACAGGACCUGCAAGCCGCCCGUGCCAUGGUGGUGGUGGCCAUCGUCCUGGCCAUCCUGGGCACCCUGCUGGCCGUCACCGGCGGCAAAUGCACCAAUUGUGUGGAGGAUGACACCGCCAAAGCCAAGGUCAUGAUCCUCUCCGGCAUCAUCUUCAUCGUCGCCGGUAUCCUCAUCCUCAUCCCCAUCUCGUGGUCAGCCAACAGCAUCAUCCAGGACUUCUACAACCCACUGGUCACUGACUCGCAGAAGCGGGACCUGGGCUCGUCCCUCUACGUGGGCUGGGCAGCCUCGGCGCUCCUGCUGCUUGGGGGGGGGAUCCUGUGCUGCACCUGCCCCCCCCGUGGGGAGAAGCCCUACUCUGCCAAGUUCACGGCUGCUCGCUCGCUGCCAGCCAGCAACUACGUGUAG